GCAUUAUUAUUAUUAUUAGGCAUCUCGGUCAAGAUAUACUGCUGCUGGUUUACCAAUAGAGAGCAUUGAAGUGCUAAAUCCAUCAAUGACUCCUACACCUACAACCAGCCCUACUGAUGAUGAGGGACUUUCUGCUGGAGAAAUAGCAGGAAUAGUAAUAGGAUCAGUGAUUGGAGCACUCCUUCUCAUAAUAAUACUUGUCAUAAUCAUCUACUGCAUAUGUAAGAGGUUUAGAGGGACUGGUCGUUAUGCUUUUGUCGAGAAAGGGAUCCCUCCUAAAGUUCAAGAUGAUGACUUUACUGUUCAAAACGUGUACUACGAACCUAGACCUCCUAGCCCUGAUGAAGGUUCAGUUCACAGUAUGAAGUUGAAAUUUGCUCAAGAAUCUGAGAGCAGUGGAGGAGAAGAUGAUGAUAAUGAUGCUGAAGGAUCUGAUGAAGGGCAAAAGGAGAAGAAAAGAGUCAGCCAGGCUGCUGGUGGCUUGGAGAAGGAAAUGCUUGAGAUGUCCGAAGAGACCCAUCUCUGAUGACAGUUUUAUUUAAUUAAUAGAUUAAUAAUCGUAAAUAUUUUGCCAUGCAUGCAUGUACUAGUCUGUGUCUACUGUCAGAGAUUUAGUUUAAUUUAAUACUAUAUCAUUUUCAUUUUUAUUUUUAAGAACCGCCGAUCAAAA
Messenger RNA from Amphimedon queenslandica, 670 nucleotides. RefSeq lists its product as uncharacterized. Lineage: Eukaryota; Metazoa; Porifera; Demospongiae; Haplosclerida; Niphatidae. The record is from RefSeq and is a predicted model, not a curated record. Bases 86 to 526 code for a protein of 146 amino acids. The transcript has 3 exons.